CAACGGUUAGAAAAAAAGGCCAAAAAUUUCUCUUAUUUUCUCAUCUCCCUGCUUCUCCUCACCACUGUCUCCUGAGCCGCUCCCUACACAUGGUGUCUCUCUCCAUUCAACUGUGAUUGUAGUGCAAGGCUACAAACUAGACGACCAUGGCCUCACUCUCACUCUCACUGUCCUCCACCCCCACCCACCCAUUCUCACCUUCCUUCAAUCGCCGACUCACCACAAAACCACCACCCUCUUCUUCUCUCACUUCUUCUAAUGCUGCUGCUGCUGCUAACCCAGAUGAUAAGCCAAAUGCUUUAACAGUCCCAGAGAGAAGCCAAACCCAAAGAAAAGUGAUGAUAGACAUUGAGAAGCUAAAGAAGCGAGAAGCCAAGGAGAGAAAAGAGGAAGUGAACAGUAAGAUAGCUUCGAGGAAAGCAAUCUCAAUUAUACUCAGGAGAGAGGCUACCAAAGCACUCAUUGAGAAGAAGAGGGGUCCCACCAAUUCUAAAAAGCUGCUUCCUAGGACUGUUCUUGAAGCCCUUCACGAGAGAAUCAAAGCUUUGCGUCCUGACUCUGCUCUCAAGGUGUUUGAACUACUACGUGAGCAGCUGUGGUACAGGCCCAAUUCUGGAGUGUACAUUAAGUUAAUUGUGAUGCUUGGAAAAUGUAAGCAACCUCAAAAAGCUGAUGAACUUUUUCAAGCCAUGAUUGAUGAAGGUUGUGUUGUGAACCAUGAAGCAUACACUGCUCUCUUAUCUGCCUACGGUAGGAGUGGUCUCUUUGACAAAGCAUUUUCCCUCCUUGAGCAGAUGAAGAAUACUCCUGAUUGUCAGCCUGAUGUGCAGACUUACUCAAUCCUCAUAAAAUCAUGUUUAGAGUAUUAUGCCUUUGACAAAGUGCAGGCUCUGCUUUCUGACAUGACAACUCAGGGAAUCAGACCAAACACUGUCACAUACAAUACCCUAAUCGAUGCCUAUGGGAAGGCCAGAAAGUUUUCAGAGAUGGAAUCAACCCUUGUGGAAAUGCUCCAUGAGAAGAACUGUGAACCUGAUGUUUGGACCAUGAACUCCACACUCAGAGCCUUUGGUAGCAGCAGGCAAACAGAAACAAUGGAGAAGUGCUAUGAGAAAUUCCAGAGUGCUGGGGUCCAACCAAACAUUCGGACCUUCAAUAUUCUACUAGAUUCCUAUGGAAAAGCAGGAGAGUAUGAGAAAAUGAGUGCUGUGAUGGAAUACAUGCAGAAAUACCAUUACUCUUGGACAAUCGUUACGUACAAUGUGGUGAUAGAUGCAUUUGGGAAGGCUGGAGAUUUAAAACAAAUGGAAUAUUUGUUUAGGCUAAUGCGGUCAGAGAGGAUUAAGCCAAGCUGUGUUACACUUUGCUCGCUUGUAAGGGCUUAUGGGCAAGCUGGUAAACCUGAAAAGAUUGGUGGUGUUUUGUGUUUUAUUGAGAAUUCAGAUGUAGUACUGGAUACUGUGUUUUUCAAUUGCCUGGUGGAUGCUUAUGGUAGGAUGGGAUGCUUUGCAGAGAUGAAGGGAGUUCUUGACAUGAUGGAGCAGAAAGGAUGUAAGCCUGAUAAGAUUACAUAUAGAACCAUGAUUAAAGCUUAUUCAAUCAAUGGGAUGACUAGCCAUGUUAAGGAGCUCCAAAAUCUGAUUGGAUAUGCUGAAGGGACUCAAUCAUAUAUGGGAAAGCCCGACUUUCGAUGAGGGAAGUUUUACAGGUCAUUCCUCCCCGUGAUGUAUAUACAUAUUCUUUGUUUAGUAGUGAAUCUUAUUUUUUACAUCACAUAUUCUUUGUUUAGUAGUGAAUCUUACUUUUGAAUGUGUAUAUUUUUAAAAUUCAAAAAAAAAAAAAAAAAUCAAUAUCUUGUGAUAAUUUCGGUUUUUCAACUUGUCUUGCAUCUGAUAUUGUGCCUUAGAAAGCAUGAACCUAUCUUCCAUUUCUCUUUUCAUCCGUAACUUGUAGCAAUCUUAACAUUCAUAACACUUAAGAACUAGGUUAAUUGUGGAAAACCACUUUAAACUAUUGGGGUUACUUGCCCUUGCACCCAGGCUUAAAACAUGCAAUCAACUCCCUAAUUAAAUUAAUUGUGCGAUAUGCGCCCUGCAAUUUAAAUAAGAAAAUAAGUAUGAUGUUAGAUAUGGAGCUAAAAAUAUUGUUUGGAAAAAGUAGAUCUAUGGAUAUGUUAACGAAGAAGAUUAAGUGUGUGAUGCCUUAGGCCUUGGCUCAGUUGCUAAAAGAACAGAGCGGGUUUGAAAAGGUCUCAGGUUCAAAUAAAAAUUGGGUAAAGAUGAUGAAAUAAGUGAAAAGCUUUUCCUGUGAAAAUUUGUGGGAGUUUUUGGUCCUUUCGAGCUGUAGAUGUUAGAAUUUCUUUUCAAGUGUUUCUCUAGUAUACUUCCAGCACUAGGGUUUUUUUUGGGGGAUAAUUUUUUUUUAAUGAAUGCUCAUAAAAAUUUA
Quercus lobata is the source of this 2445-nucleotide messenger RNA. RefSeq names its product Pentatricopeptide repeat (PPR) superfamily protein. NCBI's taxonomy places the organism in Eukaryota, Viridiplantae, Streptophyta, Magnoliopsida, Fagales, Fagaceae. Bases 147 to 1694 code for a protein of 515 amino acids. The record is from RefSeq and is a predicted model, not a curated record. The transcript has 3 exons. Gene Ontology annotation, molecular function: mRNA binding; protein binding.